AUGAGUGUAGUUCUAGCCCGUGUCUACAAGGCUCUUGCAUCGAUAGGAUUAACGGCUUUACGUGCUUUUGCAGCGAUGGAUUCAUGGGCACAAGAUGUGAUUCAAGUAGAUAUCAACGAGUGUGCUUCUGAACCGUGUCAAUAUGGGGGCUUGUGUGUGGAUCUGAUUAACUCCUAUACGUGUAAUUGCAACGAUGGAUUCACGGGCACAAACUGUGAAACAAAUAUCAACGAAUGUAUUUCUAGCCCGUGUCUACAAGGAACUUGCAUGGAUAGGAUUAACGGCUUUACGUGCUUUUGCAGUGUUGGAGACAUGGGCACAAAUUGUGAAUUAAAUAUCAACGAGUGCAUUUCUGAGCCGUGUCAAUACGGAGGCUUGUGUGUGGAUCUAAAUAACUCUUAUACGUGCAAUUGCAACGAUGGAUUCACGGGCACAAACUGUGAAACAGAUAUCAACGAGUGUAAUUCUAGCCCGUGUCUACAAGGCUCUUGCAUCGAUCAGAUUAACGGCUUUAAGUGCUUUUGCAGCGAUGGAUUCAUGGGCACAAACUGUGAAACAAAUAUCAACGAGUGUAGUUCUAGCCCGUGUCUACAAGGCUCUUGCAUCGAUCAGAUUAACGGCUUUACGUGCUUUUGCAGCGAUGGAUUGACGGGCACAAGAUGUGAAUUAGAUAUCAACAAGUGUAGUUCUAACCCGUGUCUACAAGGCUCUUGCAUCGAUCAGAUAAACAGCUUUACGUGUUUUUGCAGAGAUGGAUUCAUGGGCACAAGAUGUGAAUUAGAUAUCAACGAGUGCAUUUCUGAACCGUGUCAAUAUGGAGGCUCGUGUGUGGAUCUGAUUAACUCCUAUACGUGCAAUUGCAACGAUGGAUUCUUGGGCACAAACUGUGAAUCAAAUAUCAACGAGUGCAGUUCUAACCCGUGUCUACAUGGCUCUUGCAUCGAUCGGAUUAACGGCUUUACGUGCUUUUGCAGCGAUGGAUUCAUGGGCACAAAUUGUGAAUUAAAUAUCAACGAAUGUGCUUCUGAACCGUGUCAAUAUGGGGGCUUGUGUUCGGAUAUGAUUAACUCCUAUACGUGCAAUUGUAACGAUGGAUUUACGGGCACAAACUGUGAAACAAAUAUCAACGAGUGUAGUUCUAGCCCGUGUCUACAAGGCUCUUGCAUCGAUCAGAUUAACGAUUUUACGUGCAAUUGCACUGAUGGAUUCAUGGGCACAAGAUGUGAAUUAGAUAUCAACGAGUGUAGUUCUAGCCCGUGUCUACAAGGCUCUUGCAUCGAUCGGAUUAACGGCUUUACGUGCUUUUGCAACGAAGGAUUUAUGGGUACAAGAUGUGAAAUAAAUAUCAGCGAGUGUAGUUCUAGCCCGUGUCUACAAGGCUCUUGCAUCGAUCAGAUUAACGGCUUUACGUGCUUUUGCAGCGAUGGAUUCAUGGGCACAAGAUGUGAAAUAGAUAUCAACGAGUGCAUUUCUGAACCGUGUCAAUAUGAAGGCUUGUGUUUGGAUCUAAAUAACUCCUAUACGUGCAAUUGCAGCGAUGGAUUGACGGGCACAAACUGUGAAACAAAUAUCAACGAGUGCAUUUCUGAACCGUGUCAAUAUGGAGGCUUUUGCUUAGAUCUGAUUAACUCCUAUACCUGCAAUUGCAACGAUGGAUUCACGGGCACAAACUGUGAAACAAAUAUCAACGAGUGUAUUUCUAGCCCGUGUCUACAAGGCUCUUGCAUCGAUCAGAUUAACGGCUUUAAGUGCAAUUGCAGCGAUGGAUUCAUGGGCACAAGAUGUGAAUUAAGAACUAUAGCUUGUGGAGAUUUCUACUGCGUGUACGGCGAUUGUGUCGAUGUCGGAUCCUGUGUAUGUAAUCCUGAGUAUUUGGGAAGGUCCUGUGAUAUCAAACGCACAUGUUCGAACGUCACGAUGGAAACUGAAUUCGGACAGGCCAGACUUCCGAUGACUGAAGUUGGAAUCGUUAUUGACUCGGAAGAACUGUGCCCAGAGGAAGAUUCUGAAGGCCUUGCUGCACCAAUUAUAAGAGCUGUUUGUCAAGUUUCUAAUAACGGCACAACUUCUUGGAACGCCAGCAUAAGAUGUCAAGAUUAUGUCACGCGACAAUUAAAGAGAAAAUUAAUGGCAAGUUUCACCAUGAUUACUUUAGAUGCUCUUUAA
This is a messenger RNA of Strongylocentrotus purpuratus (purple sea urchin), 2166 nucleotides long. RefSeq names its product fibropellin-1. Gene Ontology annotation, molecular function: calcium ion binding. Bases 1 to 2166 code for a protein of 721 amino acids. The transcript has 19 exons. NCBI's taxonomy places the organism in Eukaryota, Metazoa, Echinodermata, Echinoidea, Camarodonta, Strongylocentrotidae. The record is from RefSeq and is a predicted model, not a curated record.